UCUAUCGCCUUUCAGCAAUUCUCUGCAUUUCCAACCCGUUUCCUUGUUAGCUGCAACGAGCAGCGCCAUUCGUGGACCUUCAGAUUCGAGGCGCCGCGCCGUGUUGGUGCCGUAGCUGAGAGCGAUCUUCUGCAUGACCAGCGGGAUUCCUUCCGAUGGAGCGCCUGAAGAUGAUCGCCGAUCUGCUCAGGGCGAGCGCGAGAGGCUCGUCCCUUCGCGCCGGCGUCCAGCUCCACGCCGUGCUGAUGAAGCUCGGGUUCGGAUCGGACAUCAUGCUGAACAACAACCUGAUCGACAUGUACACCAAGUGCGGGAAGCUUGUCAUGGCCGGCGAGGUGUUCGGCGAAAUGCGUGAGAGGAACGUGGUGUCCUGGACGGCGCUCAUGGUGGGCUUCCUGCAGCACGGGGAGUCCAGGGAGUGCCUCCGGCUGUUCAAGGAAAUGCAGGGUUCAUCGACCGCGCCGAAUGAGUUCACGCUGUCGGCGAUCUUGAAGGCGUGCGGCGGCGGCACGAGAGACGGUGGUCAGAUCCAUGGCGUCUGCGUCAGGACGGGGUUCGAGGGGCACGACGUCGUCGCCAACUCGCUGGUCGUCAUGUACUCCAAGGGCCGGUGCACCGGCGACGCACGGCGGGUGUUCGACGCAACUCCCUUCAGGAGCCUCGCCACGUGGAACGCCAUGAUCUCCGGCUACUCGCACGCCGGCUACGGCAGGGACUCGCUGCUCGUCUUCCGGGAGAUGCGGCGGCAGCACGACGAGCAGCCCGACGAGUUCACCUUUGCCAGCCUCCUCAAGGCGUGCAGCGGCCUCGGCGCGGCUCGCGAGGGCGCACAGGUCCACGCGGCCAUGGCAGUCAGAGGGUUCUCCCCGGUGUCGAACUCUAUCCUCGCGGGAGCGCUCCUUGACGUGUACGUCAAGUGCCACUGCCUGCCGGUGGCUAUGAAAGUGUUCGACCGGUUGGAGCGGAGGAAUGCCAUCCAGUGGACGACGGUGAUCGUCGGCCACGCGCACGAGGGGAAGGUGAAGGAAGCAAUGCAGCAGUUCCGGCGGUUCUGGAGCUCCGGCGUCCGUGCCGACGGCCAUGUUCUGUCCAGCGUGGUCGGCGUGUUUGCAGAUUUUGCUCUCGUCGAGCAGGGCAAGCAGGUGCACUGCUACACGGCGAAGACCCCGGCCGGGCUGGACGUGUCGGUGGCCAACUCUCUGGUUGACAUGUACCUCAAGUGCGGCCUCACCGGCGAGGCUGAACGGCUGUUUCGGGGGAUGCCGGUGAGAAAUGUCGUCUCAUGGACAGCGAUGAUCAAUGGCGUCGGGAAGCAUGGCCAUGGCCGUGAGGCGAUCGACUUAUUUGAAGAGAUGCAAGCUGAAGGCAUCGACGCCGACGAGGUGGCCUACCUGGCGUUGCUGUCGGCGUGCAGCCACUCCGGCCUCGUCGAAGAAUGCCGCCGGUACUUCUCGAGAAUCUGUCAAGACCCGCGUCUGAGACCGAAAGCAGAGCACUACGCGUGCAUGGUCGAUCUCCUCGGCCGCGCCGGCGAGCUCCGGGAGGCGAAGGAGCUCAUCCUCAGCAUGCCAAUGGCGCCAACGGUCGGCGUAUGGCAGACGCUCCUGAGCGCCUGCAGGGUGCACAAGGACGUCGGCGUGGGGCGGGAGGUGGGCGACGUCCUCCUGUCGAUCGACGGCGACAACCCGGUGAACUACGUCAUGCUGUCGAACAUCUUCGCGGAGGCCGGCGAGUGGCGCGAGUGCCAGAGCAUAAGGGGCGCCAUGAGGCGCAAGGGGCUGAAGAAGCAAGGCGGGUGCAGCUGGACGGAGGUCGACAAGGAGGUGCACUUCUUCUACGGCGGCGGCGACGAGGCGCACCCGCAGGGCGGCGACAUCCGGCGCGUGCUGCGCGACGUGGAGCGGAGGAUGCGGGAGCAGCUGGGGUACAGCGGCGACGCGCAGUUCGCGCUGCACGACGUGGACGAUGAGUCGCGGGCGGAGAGCCUGAGGGGGCACAGCGAGAGGCUCGCCGUGGGGCUGUGGCUGCUGCGCGACGGCAUGGACGGCGGCGGCGAGGUGAUCCGGGUGUACAAGAACCUGCGGGUGUGCGGCGACUGCCACGAGUUCUUCAAAGGUUUGUCGGCGGUGGUGAGGAGGGUGCUGGUUGUGAGGGACGCCAACAGGUUCCACAGGUUCCAGAAUGGCGCCUGCUCCUGCACAGAUUACUGGUGACCCAACUGAUGGAUGAAACUGAGUUUAUGUCAAUUAUUUCAGGGCACAACCGAAGGAAUUUGAACG
Molecule: messenger RNA, 2279 nt
Organism: Oryza brachyantha (malo sina)
Lineage: Eukaryota; Viridiplantae; Streptophyta; Magnoliopsida; Poales; Poaceae
Product: putative pentatricopeptide repeat-containing protein At3g15130
Exons: 1
Coding region: 156-2213 (685 amino acids)
Biological process (GO): RNA modification
Molecular function (GO): protein binding; zinc ion binding; RNA binding
Source: RefSeq, a predicted model, not a curated record